AUGAAGCAGGGAGGUCUGGCCGCACCAUUCUGCUGGUACAAGGCGCGACAGCAAAACGUUCACGGAGCAUUGGAAAUCGGUCUACCAGAAGAAAGAGCGAAGGUCAAUGUUCCCAUGCCGUUCAUCUCGGGUGACCAAGAUGCUGUCUGUCUGGCUAAGGAUAUUCUGCCAGUGAAAGAAGCUGGCUGGAUUGCUGCCAGAUCUGGAGAUGCAUGA
Messenger RNA from Fulvia fulva, 216 nucleotides. RefSeq lists its product as uncharacterized. Bases 1 to 216 code for a protein of 71 amino acids. The record is from RefSeq and is a predicted model, not a curated record. NCBI's taxonomy places the organism in Eukaryota, Fungi, Ascomycota, Dothideomycetes, Mycosphaerellales, Mycosphaerellaceae. The transcript has a single exon.